Molecule: messenger RNA, 1977 nt
Organism: Erythranthe guttata (spotted monkey flower)
Lineage: Eukaryota; Viridiplantae; Streptophyta; Magnoliopsida; Lamiales; Phrymaceae
Source: RefSeq, a predicted model, not a curated record
UAUUGUUCAUCUCUUCUCUAGGGCCGUCACCGAGAAAUUGCCGGCGAUUUCAUCUUUUCUCGUCUUAGGUGAGAGAAAGCUUCUGCCUUCCCGCCCCUAUGUUAUCAUAACAAAUUGGAAGCAACAAAGAGUCUGCAGGUGAACUACUACCUCAAAGAAUGAGUCCUUCACCCGAGUUUUAUUGCUGGCCCUGGGUUGGGAUUAUAGCCAACGCGCAAAACGACAACCGGGGUUACUGGCUGAAUGAAUUCUCCAAAUACAAUCCUUCGGGAGUUGAAAUUUUACAAGACGGUGCGCAGGUUGUCGUAAGAUUUGGCGAUGAUUUGUCUGGAUUUAAGAAUGCGAUUGAGUUUGAGAAGUCGUUCCAAGAUCAAGGUUGUAGUAAGAAAGAAUGGAUUGACCGAAGAGCUUCUCCCGGUGCAAGUGUUUAUGGUUGGCUUGCUCGUGAAGACGACUACAAAUCGGACGACCCCGUGGGAAAUUAUCUUUGCACUACAGGGGGGUUAAGAACAAUCUCAGACGUAAUUGAUGAAGUAAUUGAAAAUCGGAAGAAAAUUGCGAGUAAUCUAGUGGAUGAGAUUGACACGAGAAACGAAAAUAUGGAUAGCAUGCAAAUCAAAUACAGUGAGAGGAUAAUGUCCCUUGGUAAAAUGCUUGAAGAGAAAGACGAACUUCACAGAACGUUAUGUGAAGAAACGAGGAAGGUGCAUAGCAUUAUUAAGAGGGCUUUGAAUGAACAAGAGAUGCUGAAUUACGAACUGGAAAGCAAAAGACGGCAACUUGAUUCUUGGAGUGUGGAGCUGCACAAGCGCGAGUCGUUAAUUGAAAACGAAAGACGGAAAAUCGAAGAGGAGAAGAAACAGAAUGAUUUGAGAAGCAAUGCUCUUCAAAUGGCUGCUAAGAAGCCAAGGAGGACGACUUACGAAAAUGGUCUAAGGAUGCUCGGAGAAGAACAGAGAGAGAUGGAGAAUUUUCUGGCAACGGUUCGUGAGUUAGAAAGAGAUUGCGUUGCGAUGAACAAAAUGAAAACGGAAAUCGAAAUUCUGAAAAUGGAAUGUAAGUUUGAGGAGACGAAGCAUUUGGGAUUAGGUGACGGUGAUUGUGACGAUAAAGUCCAACAAAAGAUGGAUCAGAUGCAAGAGUUGUUAGAUCUCUUGCAGGAGACGACUGAUGGAAUCGACACUUUAGAAUAUUAUAACCGUGCGCUAAUUAUGAAAGCCCGUCAUACAGAUGAUGAGUUGCAAGAGGCUCGUAAAGAGCUAGUGACAGGAUUUAAUGAUAUAAGGAGUGUGCAUUCUGCUAACAUUGGGAUUAAAAAGAUCGGUGAAAUCAACGAGAAAGCAUUUAUGGACACUUUGAUAAAAAGACUCCCUUCUGAAGAGGCUGAGGUCGAGGCUCGUAAACUGUGUUGCUUGUGGCAAGAGAAAAUAAAACAUACCGAAUGGUACCCGUUUCAAAUAAAAGGAGAUAAGGGGAAUGCUAUGAAAUGGGUGAUCAACGAGGAUGACGAGUUACUGAGGGGCCUUAAGAAGGAAUGGGGCGAUGAAAUCUAUAGUGCAGUCUUGACAGCUUUGUUGGAAGUCGAAGAAUACAAUCCUGGUGGACGUGAUGCGGUUUCCGAGGUGUGGAACUUCAAAGAAAAUAGAAAAGCCACUCUUAGGGAAGCCAUCAAACACACGUUAACGCAAUUGAAACCACUCUUAAGGAAGAUGUCGGUUGCGCAAUCGAACGCAUUCGAACGCGAAAAAAGAGCUUGAAUAGGCGGCACACUGAACUCCUUUUGAACACAAGCCAACGACUUUUGGAUUGUCUGAACUCUGAUUUUUCACUUGUUGAAAUAUAUGAAACUAUUAUAUAUAGCCGUUUUCUUUGUUUAAAUUCGUUUUAUCUCGUGUUGUACGACCGACUAAGGGAGAAUUAUGUUUUUUCGUCCCUCGUGUUCGUCCAAUUCCACUUUCCGUCCCCGUUGUUCUAGAA